Molecule: messenger RNA, 1939 nt
Organism: Amphibalanus amphitrite
Lineage: Eukaryota; Metazoa; Arthropoda; Thecostraca; Balanomorpha; Balanidae
Product: brefeldin A-inhibited guanine nucleotide-exchange protein 1-like
Exons: 6
Coding region: 116-1069 (317 amino acids)
Biological process (GO): regulation of ARF protein signal transduction
Molecular function (GO): guanyl-nucleotide exchange factor activity
Source: RefSeq, a predicted model, not a curated record
CCGCCCGUAACACGUGGAUCGUCUGGACUUUGUCGGCUGCGAAUUUCUGGCGGCACUACGCCAGUUCCUGGACGGUUUCAGACUCCCAGGCGAGGCGCAGAAGAUCGAUCGACUGAUGGAAAAGUUCGCGAGCAAAUACUGCGAGUGCAAUCCCGACCAGGAGUUGUUCACCAGUCCAGACACAGCCUACGUGCUGGCAUUUUCCAUCAUCAUGCUGACUACUGAUCUGCACAGCGCCCAUGUCAAGCACAAAAUCACCAUGGAGCAGUACAUCCGGAUGAACCGCGGGAUCAACGGCGGAGAGGACCUGCCGCCUCUCUACCUGACGAGAAUAUACGACGACAUCGCCGGCAACGCCAUCAAGAUGAGGGUCAUACCGUGCGCCAGACCUGGCAGACAGGUGGCCCAGAACGAGAAGCAGCGCCGGCUCCUGUUCAACCUGGAGAUGGAGCAGAUGUCGAUGGCGGCCAGGUCGCUGAUGGAGGCCGCCAGCCACGUGCAGGCCGAGUUCACGUGCGCCACGCACGUGGAGCACGUGCGGCCCAUGUUCCAGCUGGCCUGGGCGCCGGUGCUGGCGGCGUUUAGCACGGGCCUGCAGGACGGCGAGGGCGCCGAGGUGGACGACCUCUGUCUGGACGGCGUCCGCUGCGCCAUCCACAUCGCCUGCGUGUUCCAGAUGCAGAUGGAGCGUGACGCCUACCUACAGACGCUGGCCCGUUUCGCCCUGGCCUCCGCCAGCGCCGGCGACGCCGAGAUCAAGGCCAGGGACAUGGACACGGUCAAGAUGCUGAUCCUGCUGGCGCUGCGGGACGGCAACUUCCUCAGCCGGCCGUGGCCGGAGAUGCUGCGCUGUAUAGCACAGAUGGAGGAAGCCCACCUCAGCGGAGUCGGAUGGCCGGCCCAGCAGGAGGGAGGGCUGGCCAGAGAGACGGCAGAGCUGACACAGCGGAACGCCGGGACUCCCAACGGUCCCCUGGCAGUCGAGCUCAGCACGGACCGGCGGCCUCCCCGGCCGCUGCAGCUGUCGCCGUCACAGCAGCGACUGUCGUUCUUCCCUCUGUUCAGAUGAUCCGCGCAGGCUCCUCCGACCUGCCGUGAUCGCCAACCCAGCUCCGAGCUGAAGAUGGAACGGGUGUUAUUGAGAGCAGCUAUAGUCCCGCUGAGUCUGACUGUUGGUGUCAUGGCACGCCGUGGCUGUCGUACCUGAGUCAAGCCUCAGAAAGUCAGAAGUAAUCACGACAAAGGCUGGGACUGUCCGGACUGUAGUGAAUGACCCUAGCUCUAGUCUCGCCUCUCGGGCAAAAGAGAGUGAGCUUGCGUGACUGAAUAUAGCUGGGUCUAGACUACCGUGACUGAGCCAAGCUGUGCGUUGGGUUUCGGGACUGAGAAUGGUUGCGCCUCGUCUGCACUGACUGGGAAAUGGCAUAGCUGUAUUAUUGAGUCUAGCUGGACUAGGCUGCCAUAACUAAGCCUAGCUGUGCCUAGGACACCGUCGGGACUGAGCCUGGACGCGUAUACGUUGCUCUGUCCUAUAAUCGAUAGGCCCAGGCUGUCGUGACUGGGCACAACUGUGCCUUGGCUGUUGUGAUAGAGGUCAGCUCUGUCCACGUCGUGACUGCAUGUAGCUGUACGUUAGCCGCCGUGACUGAGCAAGAGUGUGCCUUGGCACGCCCAGGAGUCUGGGUAUACCGACCCUGGCUGUGUACUGUCCUCUGCCUAGGCAGUCCGGCGCGGGUGAGCGGAACUGUGCCCGGUCUGCAGUGAUUACUGAUUAUACCUAGCUGAACCUAGGCCGAACAAAUGCAUGACGGCUGCGGAUGGGCGGCACUGGGCGCUGUGUUCCCCGACUGAAUGUUCAUGGUUUCAGACCAUCACCCACCAGGAUUGCAUUUAAGCGAAAAACAGCAGCGUCGACGGGUCCAAAUAUAUACCGUAGUGU